Entamoeba dispar SAW760 is the source of this 1551-nucleotide messenger RNA. RefSeq names its product casein kinase II beta chain, putative. Gene Ontology annotation, molecular function: protein kinase regulator activity. NCBI's taxonomy places the organism in Eukaryota, Evosea, Mastigamoebida, Endamoebidae. Gene Ontology annotation, cellular component: protein kinase CK2 complex; cytoplasm. The coding region runs from base 1 to 1551 and encodes 516 amino acids. The transcript has 3 exons. The record is from RefSeq and is a predicted model, not a curated record.
AUGUCAUCUAAAGAAAAUAAAGACAUUCCCGGAUUUGUUAAAGCGUUUCUUAAAGAAGGGAAAAAUAAAUAUUAUGUUCGUAUAGACAACAGUUUUAUUGAAGAUUCAUUCAAUUAUUAUGGAUUAGAAAAUCAAGUUCAUGGAUAUAAAGAAGCAAGAGAAUAUCUUCUUGAUAAAAAGAAAAAAAGUAUUACACAAGAAGAUGAGUUUCUUUAUAAUGGGGCAUCAAUACUAUAUGGACUUAUUCAUGCCAGAUUCAUUGUUAUUGAAGAAGGACUAAAGAAAAUGAAAAAGAAAUAUAAAAAACAAGAAUUUGGAAUUUGUCCUAGAUAUUAUUGUAACAAAGCUGCACUAUUACCAUUUUCUCCCUCUGAUAAAUUAAAUGAAUCAAAUAUUCAAUUAUGUAUGAAAACAAUGAGUGGAAAAAGUACUGUCAAAAAAAAUGAAAAAAUUUCAAAAAGAAUUAAAUUAUUUAAUGGGGUAAGUGAAAUUGAAUGUCAUGUUAAAGAUAUUGAGUUGUUUAUUAAUCAAUUUAAAACACAAAUUAGAAUUAAAGCAAUCAUUGAUUGUGAAGAAGAUUGGACUAAAAUAAAAAUUCUUGAAAAUGAAUGUAUUGAUGUUUCAUCUUUAGACAUUCGUUCUAUUCAUAUUAAAAGUAUAACUUAUUUACUUCAUUUAUUUAAAACAGUUAAUUCUAUUUCAUCAAUAUCAUUACCACAUACAUUAUUAUUAGGAUUACUUCAUAAAGACCCAAUAAUUAAUUCAUAUUUUGAAGAAUGGGAUUGUUUAUGGAAAAUUAAAUUAACAAAUGAAGUUUCUUCUUCUCAAGUUUCAACUUUAUUAGGGCUAAUACAAAAUUUAAAUAAAUCAUCAAACAUUAUAUUUUAUUUAUCAAAUACUACUAAUAAUAUUAUUCAAUUAUUGUUAAAACAUAUUAAUAAAAGCCAUAUUAAAUUAGUUACAUAUUCGUUAUUUUGUAUUAAUGAAAUUAUUAAUAAACAAAUUCUUUUUUUGUAUAAUUCUUCUUAUUCUUCAAAUUAUUUUACUCCUUUACAAAUCACAAAAAAACAAAUUAAUAUUCUUAAUUCAUUAUAUCUACCAAUUAUUAGAUAUAAAACAAUUAUUACAAACCAAGUGACUAAUCAAAUUACAUAUUUAUCUAUAAAUGGAAUUCUUCCUAGAUUUCUUCAAGUAAUAUCUCAUAUUCUUUAUUUUGAAUAUAUUUGUAAUACUUCAAAUUCAAUACAAAAAGUUGAUUUAUCAUCACUUGUAUUAUUACAAUCAUUAAAAAUAAUAAAUAUUAAUGGAAUUAUUCAUCAAACAUCAUUUGUAUUACCAAAAAAUCUUCUGUAUCUUUCAUUUACUAAUUGUUUAUACUCUUCUUCUCAAUUAAUUAAUUUUUCAAAUCUUCAGUCUUUAAGAAGUUUAACUCUUAUAGAAAAUAAAUUAAGAAGUGUUUCACUCCCUAGACAAAUUAAAUAUCUAUUUUGUUUAAAUAACCAAUAUCCAAUUCUAAUCACAAAUAAAAAAAGUUUAAAAUAUUUCAAUUAA